CCUGAAGUUCCUGAAGUAACACACCCUAACCUCCUACCGUAACUAGAGUAUAGCCCGGCUCUUGAACGUGAGCUAUUACCCUUAUUCCAGCGAUCCGAUCCCUCCGAUCCCAACACGCAAUGGCGGUCCACAGCCUCUUGUGCCCACCAUACCAGUAUUAUCGCCCAGAGUCACGAAUACCGGUAGCGAAAGAGAAGAGCCCACAAUGCUGCCGACCUCACCCGCCACCCCAAAGUUUCGCGAUGCAAACCUCGUGGAAAAGAAUCCCCUAAUGCCGCUCGCCCGGGCAGCAAAGACGAGGAACGAAGAUACCAUGCAGGCGCUCCAAGUCCGGAGGGACGUUCACUCUGGUGUGAUUGACACAUUCAGCCGAGUACCACUGAUUCGGGCAUUACUCUACGGUUGCGCGCGCGGCGAAUCUACUCGUCGAACUAACGCGGUAACGGCCUUCACCCCACAGACGAUACAGUCAUGGAGCACUCUCGUGGGGCCGGCUGCGAAGAAAUUGCCAAAAUAUUAUUGCCAAAACACGGGACCGAUGUCGACCUCAGCGGCAGCCUGGAUCUGCGCACCCUAUCCUAGGCGGUUAAGGAUGGCCACGACCUCCAUCACAGGAUGAGGGUAUGGAAGGUAAUCUACGCGACAUUCGGGGGCCGGUGUCCACUCUCGCGCGCCACUGAACUGGGUCGGGAAGUCAUCGUGAAACCCUUGUUGCACCAUGUGGACGUCUGCCCCAGCUCGACCGACCUAAUUCUCCGACAGACGCCACUCUACUGAACUGCUCAGGCGGACGCUGUGAAAUUACUACUUGAGAUAGGAGACAUCAUGCCGACUACCCCCCCCCAGCGUUGCCGGACGUACACCGCUAGAACACGUGAUCACGAGCAACUACGAAUGGUAAGACUGUUACUAUACUGGUAUCGUCAAUCGAGGAUAACGAGAUUACCUACCCGCCGCCCACCUCCGCUACUUCCCGUAGGCGGGAAUGGUUUACGAAAAGGUUACCGGAGCAGGCGGCAUCGACCAGAUUCUUCCAGACACAGAUCGGACAACCCCUUCCCGGCGGCUCCGACUCCCCGCAAUCCUGAGCUUGCGGAGUUAUUAACAGACUGUGACAGCGAUGCUGACCCUUACUAUGCUAAUAAUUGUGGCCAAAUCCCCUUACAUCGCGUGGGCAGGCUGGGAAAACGAUUAGGUAUCAAUUCGGCUUCUGGGAAGGGACGAAAUCGAGCUUAA
Tuber melanosporum (Perigord truffle) is the source of this 1236-nucleotide messenger RNA. RefSeq lists its product as uncharacterized. Bases 826 to 1236 code for a protein of 136 amino acids. Lineage: Eukaryota; Fungi; Ascomycota; Pezizomycetes; Pezizales; Tuberaceae. The transcript has a single exon. The record is from RefSeq and is a predicted model, not a curated record.